AUCAAUUGUCCAUACACAAGGCACGUGUGCUUCGUAAUUAGAUUUUUUUCAAGUACAUAUCGCGGAUUUCAGUGCAAGUCUUAUCAUAUCUUUGUUAUUUAUUCUAGACGAUUUUUUCGUACUUGAGAAUCGAGGUGGUACAUCGAAUUCAAACAACAAUUUAUGUAAAAUUUCUACUAUUUGAAAAACAUUUUUUGACUCUAGUGACAGUGUUUACGUACUCUGCGCGUUGAAUUUCGACCACAAAGUGUUUGUAGAAAAAUGAAAGCCUCAAGAUUGGAAUCGUGCAUCAAGCUGCCACUAUCGAGCGAUAUUUUCAGUGAAACUGUUGCGAAAGCCAAAGAUUAUACGCUGAUGCAUGGCGUUUCAAUGCAUUCCAAGUCGCCAUAUGAUAGAGACCGAGUUACGAUUGCACCUUUUGUUUUAUUGCCAACAAGCUUUCCAAAAAAUGAAUUCAAAAAAGCUAAAAGAAUUCAAAGCACUUUCAACACUUUGAUGCACAAAGUAGCCCAUGAUUAUGAGUUUUUGGCAGAGAAUUUAAACAAUGUACAAAGUGACGAGUUUACUGCUAAAUUGUUUGCUAUAUACAAAACUGUUCAUAAUGAAGGCCAAACUCAGCCGCUGAGUCUUGGUCUACUGCGUUCGGAUUACAUGCUACAUACCGGUACCAAUAUGGAAAUAAUUCAAGUAGAAUUGAACGCUAUAGCAUCGAGUUUUGGUGGAUUAUCGACUCGAGUUUCUCAAUACCACAGAUACAUUUUAAAAGAAUUGGGUCACUCGGAUAAGAUAGAAAAUAUUCCAGAGAAUUUUACCGUGACCGGGCUUGCAAGUGGACUAACCGAUGCCUGGACCAUGUAUAAUGAUGACAAGGCUGUGAUAUUAUUUAUUGUUGAAGAUAUUACGUAUAACAUUUGUGACCAGAGAGCCGUAGAGUUUGAAAUUCGACGUUUGAAUAAAAAGAUUAAAGUAAUCAGAAGGACCUUCAAAAAUUUGAUCAACGAGGAAGCACAUUUGGGACCGAACAAGGAGCUUAUCGUGGGAGAACACGUGGUAGCUCUGGCUUAUUACCGUACAGGUUAUCAGGUAGAAGCAUACCCGGGAACGGAGGACUGGUCAAUGAGAUUACUGAUUGAACGUUCACGGGCAAUAAAAUGCCCUUCCAUUCAAUAUCAGCUGGCAGGAACAAAAAAGAUACAGCAAGUUCUCGCUCAACCAAAUGUGCUCAACAGAUUUUUGAAUAAGGUAGAAGCAGAGUCUAUACGACAAGUUUUCACCGGGCUCUAUUCUCUCGAAUUAAAUGACGAUGGCGAUAAAGCUGUAGCAAUGGCAAUCGAGAAUCCAAAAAACUUCGUCCUCAAGCCGCAACGAGAAGGGGGCGGGAAUAACGUUUAUGGAGAAGAAGUUGCAACGGUUUUGAAAUCGAUGAGAAAUUCGGUCGAUCGGACAUGUUGGAUACUCAUGGAUCGAAUAGAUCCUCCAGUCCAAGAAAAUUACAUUGUACGUUCGGGCAAAGAAACGGUGCUUCAGGAUAUAACUACGGAAUUGGGAAUUUACGGAGUUAUCAUUGGUAACCACAACGAAAUUAUCGUGAAUCGCCAAGUCGGUCAUGUUUUGCGCUCGAAACCGGUGACUUCGAACGAGGGUGGAAUUUUGGGAGGUGCCGGUGCUCUCGACAGUCCGUAUCUCGUCGCGUGAAUAAUUCUGUCUUGUUGAAGAAGUAUGCCACUUUAUCAUCCGUUCGUUCUAUAUCGGGUGAAUAUGAUUUUAUUCUGAAUAUUCAGUCGUCGCUUCUUUUACCAUCUCGAUGGAAUUUAUUUUUCCUCGUCCUAUGGCCUUAGGUCUCGGGUCUCAACGCCAAUUUCCUUCUUUUAUUCUUCUUUCUUUUUCUCCUAUUUUACCACUCGCCUUUCCUCGAGUAAAUGAAUUUGAUAAUUAUAAGGAAUUUAUAUAUUUUAACAAUAAUGGUGGGAUCCAACGAACUGGGCUUAUGGUGUUGUACGAAUCGGCUCGAGUUUUUUACAAUCGGCUGGUGAUGUUGUGUACAUAUGAAUUAAUUCAUUUCAAGAGGAUUAAAAAAGGCAAAAAAUAUUUCGAAUAUUAAAGAGAAAUUGUUGCAA
This is a messenger RNA of Venturia canescens, 2117 nucleotides long. RefSeq names its product glutathione synthetase-like. The coding region runs from base 262 to 1695 and encodes 477 amino acids. The record is from RefSeq and is a predicted model, not a curated record. The transcript has 11 exons. Gene Ontology annotation, biological process: glutathione biosynthetic process. NCBI's taxonomy places the organism in Eukaryota, Metazoa, Arthropoda, Insecta, Hymenoptera, Ichneumonidae. Gene Ontology annotation, molecular function: glutathione synthase activity; glutathione binding; ATP binding. Gene Ontology annotation, cellular component: cytosol.